AUGAGUGAGAAACAGGCACCACGACUGCCCGCUGGUAGGGAAUCCUCCAUGCUUUCCACAAUUUCUCAAAGUCUCUCAUUCUACUCAUCGCCACAUUUGUUCCUCACUUCGAGGCAGGACGAUCCUGAUAACCCACCCGAAAACUCCGUGCCCCUGGCUGUACGGGCCAGGAUUCUGAAUCGCGAUAUUGCCGUUAUUGUAUCCUAUACGCACUGCAAAGAAAUAUUGGAUAUUCAACAGCUUUCUUCACUUCCUAGGUCGGCGGAGAGUGCUAUUGUUGCUGCUCACGCAGGCCAGACAGUCACCCCCACCAGCUUCGGGGUCCUACCAGCUUACAAGGAAUUGAUGGUUGACUUCUUCCCCCAUCCCAAUCUCCUUCUAUCUGACGCGCCCAGUCACAAGCCCCGCCGCGAAGCCUGGGAUGAGCACAUGGCGAAAGUCAAUGCCAAAUCCUCUACUUUGCUUCGAGAGAUUGUCGAGGAGGAAGUGUCGACCUGGCCGGCUGGCGGUGAUUUUGAUCUGUACGAUCACAUGAAGGAUAUGACGUGGAGAUUGCUGGUCGCUGUUUUCCUGGAGUUGAAGCCGGAAGAUUCCCACUACCACGAUGUGGUCAAGUGGCAGGAGGAGUUGCUUAGGGGCCAAUUUUCGCUUUUCCCCGUUUCGAUCAAGUCACCAUUCUGGCGCUCGCCACGCUCCCGUGGCCUUGAAGCCCGGCGCAAGCUUCAGGAAGCACUAAGGAGGCGCGUUGACGCGAUCGGGCCGCAAUGUCCGUUCCACUGCCAGGAUAGCAAGGUUCCACAGGAAGAAUUGGCAUCCAACCUGCUUCUUUUCACGAGCUCUAUCGCUGUCAAAGCUGUUGCUUCUCUGUUGACGGCUUCGCUGUUGAAUCUUUAUCUUUUCCCGAGCGAGACAUCGUUGAUUCAGCGCGUGAGAGAUCUUGAAAACUCUGAGGAUCGAGAAAUCCUAAUGCGCAGCAUCUUACUUGAAACAGAGAGGCUCAGUCCCCCCGUAAUCGGACUAAUGCGGCGGAUGCAACAAGAUAUCGUGUUGCAACGGCCUGGCGAGGUCGAAACCCCCGGCACUCUUGUUCCCAGUGGAUGGGACGCAUGGCUGUACUUUUUCGGCGCGAAUCGCAACGAGCAUAUCUACACAGAUGCACAUCGGUUUGUAGCUGAGAGGUUUAUUGGACAGGGUACACCACCAUCACUUACAUUCGGCUUCGGUGACAAAGAGUGCCUAGGUAAAGACAUGGUUCGGCAGAUUGUACAAAUAGUCGCUACUGUCUUGGUCGACAGCGGAAUCGAUUUGCGCGGCUCUGUGGAAAGUGAGGGUGUACGAGGCUGGCUUGGAUGGGAUGUAGGAGUAUCGCUGGAAAGCAUAGAGCGGGACUUGAAACAGUUACCCUGCCAGCGACCGCGUAAGCCAAUCAAGUUAUAUGUCAGCCGGUCAUGUUAG
Molecule: messenger RNA, 1455 nt
Organism: Penicillium diatomitis
Lineage: Eukaryota; Fungi; Ascomycota; Eurotiomycetes; Eurotiales; Aspergillaceae
Product: cytochrome P450
Exons: 1
Coding region: 1-1455 (484 amino acids)
Biological process (GO): sterol metabolic process
Molecular function (GO): monooxygenase activity; iron ion binding; oxidoreductase activity, acting on paired donors, with incorporation or reduction of molecular oxygen
Source: RefSeq, a predicted model, not a curated record